GCACGAGUCCUGGUUCCGAUGGGUGGCAGCUGUGGCAUAAUGGGCAGCUGCACGUGUGGCUGACGAGCUGCCUCUCCCUGUACAUCGGUCUGUGUAAAUGCCUUUGAAGCACUAACACUCUACUUAACAUUACUGGUACAGCAGUGUUUAACCAGCAGCUGGAACAUAGUGUACAGGGGAGCAAGAGGAUCUUUACAGACUCUCCUUUGCCCUGUGUGCUUGUCAGGUGUGGUUCUGGAUGAGUCUGCUCCAUCUGAGGUGUGCAUGGUAUGAAAAUACAGGAUGAAUGGCAGCAGGAGGUGAUUCCCAAGUCUGUGACAGUGACAGGCAGUAGCUGGAGUAUCUGUCUCAGUCAUGCUGUCUCGGGAGCUGCUCUGAAUGGUGUGACCUCAGCCCAAGUACUGCCUUCCAGGUUUCAGAGCCCACUGUCUCUGGCCUCCAGCCACGCUCUCUGUGUUGACAUCUCUCCGAUCUGCUGACUUCAGUUGCUCUCCUCCACCGCUGCUGGUGGCAUGUGAGUGCCACAUCUGCCAAGAAGCCGUUUGAAAGCUUUCCAGGAGCACAAGCUUCAUUCGUGUCUGUAAUGACCCUUCGGCGUGAGUGGAUGCCAGGGGCCUCCGGAGCUGAACUCGUUCCAGGCGUCAUGCGAGGACCCGUGCUGGUGCGCAUGCCCUCGCGGGCAGAACAAUAAUAGCUCCACAUACGGCCGGCUCCUGUGAGUGCCAACUCCCUCGAUCUCCUCCAAUGCAGGCUCAGGGAUGGACUCCACCUUGUCCCUCUGAAGAGACUCUGCAUGCUCUCAGCAGCCAGGAGGGGAUUCUGCUGCCAGAUUCUCCACAAGCUGCCCCGCAGCAGGACUUGCUCAGUGGCAGCCUGGGAGGGGAUCCGUUCCUGCAGUCGUGCCGCGCCCACCACCUGCCCAUGGACAAAGCAGUGUGCGUGCACCGUCUGCUCUGAGCUCUUUGGCCUGCAUCAUCUGAACUCAGCUGAGCUCCUGGCAGGCUGUUGGCUUGUUUUCCCAAGUGCUCUCUCUGAUCCUGUUGCAUUCCCUCUCUCAGAGCCCCAAAAGGAUGUGAACUUUGGAAUGGGGUCUCUGAGCACGCUGCAGACUCAGUGCAUGUGUGAGACUUGCUGAGUAACAGGAGGACUGGUUCAUUGCUGCGAGCAGCCCUUCUGUCUGGCUGCAGGGCACCAGCCUUGCCUGGGCCCUUCACCAUGUUCCUCCUGCUCCCCUUUGACAGCCUAGUGGUUAAUCUCUUGGGGAUUUCCAUAACUGUUCUCUUCACUCUGCUUCUGGUUUUCAUCAUCGUGCCAGCAAUUUUUGGAGUCUCCUUUGGCAUCCGCAAGGUUUACAUGAAAACUUUAUUAAAGAUUUUUCAGUGGGCAACACUGAGAAUAGAGCGUGGUGCCAAGGAGAAGAACCAUCCGUUGUACAAGCCCUAUGUCAAUGGUAUCAUUGCAAAGGACCCAACGUCACUGGAGGAGGAGAUCAAGGAGAUCCGCCGGAGUGGCAGUGGCAAAGCCCUGGACGCCCCUGAGUUUGAGCUCUCAGAUAUCUUCUACUUCUGCCGCAAAGGCAUCGAGACCAUCAUGGAUGAUGAGGUGACCAAGAGAUUCUCAGCUGAAGAGCUGGAGUCCUGGAACCUGCUCAGCAGGACCAACUACAACUUCCAGUAUAUCAGCCUGCGCCUCACGGUGCUCUGGGGACUUGGUGUGCUCAUCCGCUACUGCUUCCUUCUGCCCCUCAGGAUAGCCCUGGCAUUUACUGGCAUCAGCUUGUUGGUGACUGGUACCACAGUGGUGGGAUAUUUGCCAAAUGGAAGGUGUAAGGACUUCCUGAGCAAACACGUGCACCUGAUGUGUUACCGGAUCUGUGUGCGUGCCCUCACAGCCAUCAUCACCUACCACGACCGAGAGAACAGACCCCGAAAUGGAGGCAUCUGUGUGGCCAAUCACACCUCCCCCAUUGAUGUGAUCAUCCUGGCCAGUGAUGGCUACUAUGCCAUGGUGGGUCAGAUCCAUGGAGGGCUCAUGGGUGUGAUACAGAGAGCCAUGGUGAAAGCUUGUCCCCAUGUCUGGUUCGAACGUUCUGAGGUCAAAGAUCGUCACCUCGUCGCCAGAAGGCUCACAGAACAUGUCCAGGACAAAAGCAAACUGCCCAUUCUUAUUUUUCCAGAAGGAACAUGCAUCAACAACACAUCUGUGAUGAUGUUCAAAAAGGGGAGCUUCGAAAUUGGAGCUACAGUUUACCCUGUAGCCAUCAAGUAUGACCCACAGUUUGGAGAUGCCUUUUGGAACAGCAGCAAAUACGGCAUGGUGACCUACCUCCUCAGGAUGAUGACCAGCUGGGCCAUCGUGUGCAGUGUCUGGUACUUGCCCCCAAUGACCAGGCAGCCUGAAGAGGACGCAGUGCAGUUUGCCAAUCGAGUGAAGUCAGCCAUUGCCAGGCAGGGGGGCCUUGUGGAUCUGCUCUGGGAUGGAGGACUGAAAAGGGAGAAGGUGAAAGAUGCGUUCAAGGAGGAGCAACAGAAACUCUACAGCAAAAUGAUUGUAGGCAGCCAUGAAGACCGGAGCCGCUCCUGAGUCUGCUGCCUCCAGCACUGCCACCGGGGCUCCAGCACCAACCAGGGCUUGUCUGGAGCAACUCUGAAUCUUUGGACUUGGGCUACUCCAGAGCUGCUUGGACUCGCUUUUUCAUCCUCUGGCUGUUUUGCGGAGUCACUGUUGCUGCCUGGAGUCUUUAGGCCUUUGGCAGCUCAUGGCAAAGAUGCCUUCUUGUUACUGUUACAGUGAAGCCCCUUGCAGGGGCAGUAUUAAAUGAAACUCUUACGGUGUCAUGUGCUUCCAUCUGGUGUGUCCAGCCCCAGGGAAGGACUGGUGUGAUGUGCAUGUGUGUCAGUCACAAGUCUCCCACAACACAAAAGCUGGUGAGCUGUGCUGAAAUUGGCUGCCUUGACAACCAAGGGAAUCCUCAUGAGCCUGUCCCCCUCAUGUAUGAGGCAUAAACCCCUUAGGAGCAGAAUGUGGUCUCUCAGGCCAUUUUCAGAUCCACUUCCAGGAGAAAUCUCUUUUUUUGCCACCUUCCUGUCAGCUUGACCAGACUGUUGCUUCUACAGUGUCUGAGUAGCAGCCUCUUCACUGCUCCUGAUGCAGUAAGGAUCAUACUCCUUGGAAAUGUCCCUCUGUCCCCUGGGGCUGUGGGGUGCCAGGUGUCAGUGGAGUGGCAGGUGGGGCUCCUGAGGAAUCUGUACGUGCUAUGGUGGGAGCCUGGAGUGUGUAGGAGAGCCCAAGACUUCGUGGCUGAGGCAGCAAAUCCCUUUUCAAAUGUCUUCUGAGGGCAACAGUGGCAUCUGACCUUGUCAUGCACACACAUGGAGAGUAUCAACUUGUUGCAAGAAAACUGAAAUCUUGUGCUGGAGGUGGUGCCCCUUUCUGCACUGCAAGUAAAAUAUUUGGUAAAACAACUUGAAUUUGGGCAUUUUUCCCAUUUUCCCUACAUUCCUACAAACUUGAGCACUUACAUUGGGUUCUCUGCUCUUACAAGCAAGAGCUGUUUCACUGCUACCUGCAGAAGCCUGCUUGCAUUUUCUAGUGCUCUGGAGAAGGCAGUUAUCUAAGUGCCUCCUUUGUACCUUGAGUGUUGUUUGUUGGGAAGGGCAUCUUCUAGGCCAGGUGAGGACAGCUGCUCUGUGUAAAUGGCCUUAAAUCUGAAUUUUCCUGCUCUUCUUUAUUUACCUGAUGGAACUUUGCUGCUCUGGCUGCAAGCUCAGGGGCCAUUUGGAUGAAGACCCCUGCACCGUUCUGUGGUCUGGGGAGCCCUGGAGGGAGCCACAGUGAGUCACUGUUGCCGAGGCAGUGCCGUGCUCGCUGCGUGCUGUGGGUGGCCCUUCCCGGUGUGCUGAGCUGCAGCUGGGGACACAGACAUCGCUGCCUGCUGAUCCCUGCUGCCCAGGCAGGGUCUCCAGGCUCUCCUUCUCUUCUCCCCGUUCAGCAGCCGCUCCUGAGUCCUAUCAAGGGCUGUGUCCCCAGAGCUCUCCUCUCUGGGGGUGGGACGGACAUUUCCUUCAGGCACUGCUGAAGGCCACAAGCCUCCUCCACCCCCUUGCCAUGUCCUCAGGAACUUGGAUCCAGCUGCAGGUGCCCACAAGUCUCCUGCCUGCAGCUGGGUCCCCUGUCCCUGAUGCCGUGGUGAUCUGUAGAACCUUCCUCAGCUUUGCAGGAUGUCCAGCCACCCUGCUCUGCUUGGGGACCAUCCCCAGCAGCAUUCAGGACGGUCCACAGCAGGCAAGGAGCUGGCUGGACAGGUUAGGAGGCACACAUCCAUCUUUCCUUGGCUCUCCCACCCCAUGCCCCCAGUCAAUAUGUCUCUCUCCGAUGAGAAAGUUAAUAAAUUUAGCUCUAGAUUAAAAGUA
This is a messenger RNA of Vidua chalybeata, 4412 nucleotides long. It is a transcript of the gene GPAT4, whose product is annotated as glycerol-3-phosphate acyltransferase 4. Gene Ontology annotation, molecular function: glycerol-3-phosphate O-acyltransferase activity. Lineage: Eukaryota; Metazoa; Chordata; Aves; Passeriformes; Viduidae. Gene Ontology annotation, cellular component: endoplasmic reticulum. Gene Ontology annotation, biological process: triglyceride biosynthetic process. The transcript is spliced from 13 exons. The record is from RefSeq and is a predicted model, not a curated record. Bases 1216 to 2583 code for a protein of 455 amino acids.